Podospora pseudopauciseta is the source of this 430-nucleotide messenger RNA. RefSeq lists its product as uncharacterized. The transcript is spliced from 2 exons. The record is from RefSeq and is a predicted model, not a curated record. Bases 224 to 430 code for a protein of 68 amino acids. NCBI's taxonomy places the organism in Eukaryota, Fungi, Ascomycota, Sordariomycetes, Sordariales, Podosporaceae.
CUGUUCUGCCCGCCUUCAUGCUUUCCCCGCCAUUUCCCUGGCUCCUUCCGCCCUACUUGUACCUGCACAGCUCACAUAACCCUGAUGACGGAGGUGGAAGGAGAGACUGAUGACACGUGCAAUUGAACCCCGACCUGCGGCAGAGGCGGAAUUCUAACCACCGUCAACAUACGAGGCAUUUAUGAACCAUCGUCCCAACAGUCGAUUAAAUGGACCGAUUUAAAUGAAGGACGGUUUCAUGGGACCUGGCGAGCUAAGACGUGUUAAGUCACGGGCUCACUUCGGGGAAGUUGCGGUCUCUUGCGGUGCUGCUACGGCGACUCCAAGACUGAUCAUCAGGGCAGGAUCUCGAUCCGUACUCCUCACCCUCACCCCCCUUCGCCCGCUCGUUCGAUUUGGGUACAAUCAGGCUCUGGCUGCGUACCGCUGA